GCCAACACAACAUAUGGUAAACACAUGUUAAUUUACGAGCCCUCGUCAAAAGAGUUCAAAACAUUACCAUAAAUACGCAAUCCACGCGACAGACAAAAUUAUUCUGAUUUUAGACGGUUUAGUUCCAACGAAGCACACAACAUUAAACUCAAGUAUCUAUUUGACUAUUGACCAAAAUUCUACAACGCAGGAACAUCAUACACCGAAAUAAAUCUAAACCAGACAAACGUCGCAACAUGUUAUUAUAAUCAAAGUGAAGAAUUUAGAACAUUUGCAAUCAUUAAUAGCGUUAAAAAGAGUGUUCCGUUGGAAAUUUUCACAGUAAAGCACGAAAGUUGACGUCCAAUAGGAAAAUUAAGAUAAAAUUCGUUCAUGUGAUGAUUAGCAAUUAGUUUUGCUCCAAUUGAAUAAAGUGAUUAUGUGUAUGAAAAGAAAUUCGUUGAAAUAGAUUCAAAAGACGUAGAAUAAAGACUAAAAAAUCUAAAUUGAAUUGUGACAUAAAUAAACUGAAGAAGAAAGAAUUGCACAAGCAAAAUGGACGCAGAUCGCAUACUGAAAAAGUGCGGAGACUUUGGCUAUUAUCAAUUGAUGAUGUUGGGCCUGUUUGGAGUGAUCAACAUUCUUUCGUCUAUACACUACUAUUCACAAACUAUCAUUAGCUUCGUUCCAAGGCACUGGUGUUAUCAUAAUGAUUUGGUAAAUAAAACGAUAGAUGAGGUACGCCACAUAUAUUCCAACUACACCGAUCCACAUUGUACGCCAUACAGAACAGAUGGUUUAAAUUACAAUUUCUUCGGUGUAAAUAACACCAAUGGGGAAACAUGCGAUAAAUGGAUUUACGAAUUUGACCAUGGAUAUCGAAGUAUGAGCAGUGAACUCAAUUGGGUCUGUGGUUCGGCGUGGAAAUCAACGAUAGGCCAAUCUAUGUUCUUCGUUGGCUCCGUGGUUGGUACGACAAUAUUUGGUACAAUGGCCGACUUGAUCGGCCGUCUUCCAGUACUUAUUUUCGCAAAUGUUAUGGCAUUAAUCGGGAAUGGAAUUACUGUUUUUUCAACAAACGUCCCAAUAUUUUCCAUAUCUCGUUUCAUCUCUGGAUUGGCUGUCGACAGCAACUUCUUAAUGAUGUAUAUUUUAGUGCUCGAAUAUCUGCGACCGUCAAUGCGAACAUUUGGAUUGAAUCUGUGCAUUGGCAUUUUCUACUGCCUUGGGUCGGUGGUGACGCCAUGGAUUGCCGUUUAUCUCGCAAGCUGGAAGUUUUAUAUCAUUUAUACCUCGCUCCCGAUCGCCAUCGUACCAUUUUUCUACUUCAUUUUGCCGGAGAGCGCGCAAUGGCUGAUAUCAAAAAACGAUAUUGAAGGCGCCAUUGUUUGUUUCAGGCGUGUAGCACGAUUCAAUGGACGAACCAUUGACAAUGACACCAUUGAAGCGUUCCGUACCCAUUAUCAGAAUCAAGCAGCUAAAAAUCCACAAACAGCCAGAGGACCGAGAUUUUUCGAUCUCUUUAAAACUCCACGACUUCGCAGAAAUACACUGAUUUUGUUCUUUAAAUCAAUGGUCAUUACGCUCUGCUACGAUGCAAUGUCUCGAAAUGUCGAAGGUCUCGGAGUGUCUCCAUUCGUAAUGUUCUCAUUGAGCGCAUCAGCCAUAUUCCCAGCAUGUUUAGUUUUACUGGCACUCCAAGAUCGAAUUGGCCGUAAAGCGAUGGCAUCAAGUUCUCUCUUGCUUAGCGGCAUCUUCACAUCCGCUAGCGGUAUCAUAAUUGUUUACAGUGGCGUGACAUCACCGGAUCUUUUGGUAGCGCUUUCUGUAGUUGGCCGUUUCGGUGUGACAGUCGCCUAUAAUUCAGCUGCACAGUACGCUACAGAGCUGGUGCCCACAUGUGUGAGAGGCCGAGGUAUUGCUAUUGUACACGUUACCGGCUACGCAUUCACAUUUUUCAGCGCGUACAUCUUAUACUUGUCGCAUUUCUUCUUGCCAUUGCCGUCACUUGUUCUUGGUGUUAUGUCAUUGAUGGGCGCGGCGUUGUGUCUAUUGCUGCCAGAAACGCUCAACCGAACACUUCCAACCACACUUGAAGAUGGCGAACGAUUCGGCGAAGGAGAGAAAUUUUAUCACUUUGCCUGUUUCGAUCGAGACGGUCUCACUGAAUCGACGACUGUUCUUCAUUCCGUUAAAAAUGAAGACAUUCAAACGAUAAACGGACAAAUGAAUGGGCAAGCAUAUGAACAUGAAGCACACCAAAAUGGUUAUCAACACGGUUAAACUAAACAAAAUCGCCAAAUAAUUCAUAUUGCCAACAGUAACUUACAUUAUUAUUAUACCUAAAUAUAUAUCUUUUUCGUGAGCUCGAUCAUUUAGAUGCUAGACUAUACUAUAUUCAUGCCAAAGUUAGAAAUGCCACUCAUUUGUUGAAUUGGAUUCGGUUGUUAGCUUUAAUUUCAUUCCUUUUUCUAUUGUAUUUGAACCCGUUAUUUUUUUCUCUUUCUCAGUUAAACCACUCGUCAUUCGACAAUAAUUUAAUAUAUAAUGAUCAUAAUAUUCGUUAUCAGCGAAUUCAAAGCACACAUAUCAUGUUGUGCAUUUUUUUCAAGCCAGUGAACAAACCAAAUAUAAAUAAAAUGUGAAAUACUUUAAAAUUGAAAACAUUUUUUAUUGCCGAUAACAAACAGAAAUGUUGAAAAAACAAUAUCCAAUUUGGUUUGAAUUAAUUUUAAAAAGAAAACAUCUGUCAUUUUGUUCGAUAAGUUUGUAGACCUAAGACCCUUUUCCAGAAAUGUGUGUGUAAUUUCACAGUGAUUUGUUUUUCUUACUUAAAGAAAAUAUAAAAAUUAAAAAUGAAAGUUCCUCAAAAACUCAAAAGUCAACAAAUAAUAAUUAACUAAAACGGAAUGGAUUCGAUAAAAUUUAGGCACUGUUCAGAAAUAUUGUUCAUAUGUGUGUAAGAGUCCGUCACCACGAAUUCCAUUUCAUGAUCUUCGAUUGAUAAGAUCACGAAUACCACGGUUAAAAUUGAGCGAGUACGCAAGCGACGGGUCGUUUAUUUGGAUUCAAUUGCUGUCUUUACUCUUUCGUUUUUUAGUUGCACCACCGGUGCCUGACGAUGAAUCACUAUCAGUCACUACGAUGCGCGUAUUUUUCGCGGUGUCCAAUUGAUUUUGCAACUUGCGCCGUUUCAUCGUCAAGAAAAUGACCCAACCGAAUCCAAUGAGAUUUCCAAUAAGCACACGGAACUACAAUAGAAGAAAUUUAAAUCGAUGAGUAUUUUUUUCAAUGUAAAUUUGUCUAAAAUAAAAUAAAACUUUUGAUUUCAUCCGAAAAAAAAAAA
Messenger RNA from Sitodiplosis mosellana (orange wheat blossom midge), 3325 nucleotides. RefSeq names its product organic cation transporter protein-like. NCBI's taxonomy places the organism in Eukaryota, Metazoa, Arthropoda, Insecta, Diptera, Cecidomyiidae. Gene Ontology annotation, cellular component: membrane. The transcript has 6 exons. Bases 535 to 2262 code for a protein of 575 amino acids. Gene Ontology annotation, biological process: transmembrane transport. The record is from RefSeq and is a predicted model, not a curated record. Gene Ontology annotation, molecular function: transmembrane transporter activity.